UUUGCCGCUUCAUGUUAGGUGGCUUGAGUGAAGGAAAUCAAAGGGGGUUAUUUUCUUUUGUUGGAAUUAAAAGGGUUUGGGGGGGUUGUGUGAUUUCAAAGUAUUGAUAUCGUUAGCAAAUUAUUACUCUACAUUUAGCCAACGGAAAGUAUGAGUGGAGGCGUUUAUGGAGGAGAUGAGGUUGGAGCCCUGGUGUUUGAUAUUGGAUCAUACACAGUGAGGGCGGGCUAUGCCGGAGAAGACUGUCCUAAGGCCGACUUCCCCACGGUGAUCGGAGUUACCCUGGACCGGGAAGAUGGCAGCGUUCCUAUGGAGACGGACGGAGAAAAGAGCAAACAAAGUGGAACCACCUACUACAUCGACACCAACCAGCUUAGGGUGGCGCGGGAAAACAUGGAGGUCAUGUCCCCCUUGAAGAAUGGAAUGAUUGAGGAUUGGGACAGCUUCCAGGCCAUCUUGGAUCACACCUACAAGAUGCACUUCAAGUCUGAGCCCAGCCUGCACCCCGUGCUCAUGUCAGAGGCAUCUUGGAAUACGAGAGCCAAGAGGGAGAAGUUGACGGAACUGAUGUUCGAGCAUUACAACAUCCCGGCGUUCUUCCUGUGCAAGACCGCCGUCCUCUCAUCCUUUGCCAACGGGCGAUCAACCGGCCUGGUGUUAGACAGCGGAGCCACACAUACAACGGCCAUCCCAGUGCAUGAUGGGUAUGUUCUGCAGCAAGGCAUCGUGAAGUCCCCUCUGGCGGGCGACUUCAUGAGCAUGCAGUGCCGAGAGCUGUUCCAGGAGCUGAGCGUGGAGAUCGUGCCGCCCUACAUGAUCGCCUCAAAGGUGAGACCUGCCAAAGAAGCGGUGCGCGAAGGCGCCACGCCCAACUGGAAGAAGAAGGAGAAGCUACCUCAGGUCACCCGCUCGUGGCAUAACUACAUGUGCAACACUGUGAUCCAAGACUUCCAGGCGUCGGUUCUCCAGGUCUCGGAUUCGCCAUAUGAUGAACAGGUGGCCGCGCAGAUGCCCACGGUUCACUACGAGCUGCCCAACGGCUACAACUGCGACUUCGGCGCCGAGAGGCUGAAGAUCCCCGAGGGGCUGUUCGACCCGUCCAACGCCAAGGGUCUGUCGGGGAACACCAUGCUGGGGGUGGGUCAUGUGGUCACCACCAGCGUGGGGAUGUGCGACAUCGAUAUCCGCCCGGGUCUGUACGGCAGUGUGGUCGUCACCGGAGGGAACACGCUGAUCCAGGGAUUCACGGACCGACUCAACAGAGAGCUGUCCCAGAAGACCCCGCCCAGCAUGCGUCUGAAGCUGAUCGCCAACAACACCACGGUGGAGCGUCGGUUCAGCGCCUGGAUCGGGGGCUCCAUCCUGGCAUCGCUGGGAACCUUCCAGCAGAUGUGGAUUUCCAAGCAGGAGUACGAGGAGGGCGGAAAACAGUGCGUAGACAGGAAGUGUCCUUAACCGAGCACGACACCUCACUUCCUUUAGCACCCAAAAUAUCUCGCUUCAGUCUAGCCUUUCCAGUGGACUCAGGAACACCCGAGGAUAUUACUUUCUGUAGGGUUUCUUUCUUUUUUGUUUGUUUGUUGUUCGUUUUUAAACCAGUUUAAACGGCAAAUGAAAGCUUGCUUCCUUUGUACCUCUGUAAGUAGAAAA
This is a messenger RNA of Anguilla rostrata (American eel), 1650 nucleotides long. It is a transcript of the gene actl6a, whose product is annotated as actin-like 6A. The coding region runs from base 151 to 1455 and encodes 434 amino acids. Gene Ontology annotation, molecular function: chromatin binding. Gene Ontology annotation, biological process: regulation of transcription by RNA polymerase II; chromatin remodeling; nervous system development. Gene Ontology annotation, cellular component: NuA4 histone acetyltransferase complex; SWI/SNF complex. The record is from RefSeq and is a predicted model, not a curated record. The transcript has 14 exons. NCBI's taxonomy places the organism in Eukaryota, Metazoa, Chordata, Actinopteri, Anguilliformes, Anguillidae.